AUGCCAAGCACACAGGGAGAGCCAUAUCAGGGCGCGGUUGCUCGAGCACUAGCCGCGAAGGAGCUCUCGUACAGCCCAUACUCCAAGUUCCGCGUGGGCUGCUGCAUCUUGACAGCGUCAGGCGAGUAUAUUGUCGGCGCUAACGUCGAGAAUGCCAGUUACCCAGCCGGUAUUUGCGCGGAACGCACAGCGGUCGUAAAGGCGGUAACAGCCGGGCAUACGAAUUGGGUCUGCAUCGCAUUGAGUGGGGACUCGUCCGACGUCGUGACCCCGUGUGGGAUUUGCCGGCAGGUCCUGCGCGAGUUCGUUGAUCCGAAGAAGCUCACGGUGAUUAUGAUGAACGCCGACGGGUCCAAGGUUCUGCAGCGAACAUUGGAAGAGCUGUUGCCUUACAGCUUUGGUCCCGAUUCUUUAAGGUAG
Messenger RNA from Eremothecium gossypii ATCC 10895, 420 nucleotides. It is a transcript of the gene CDD1, whose product is annotated as cytidine deaminase. The record is from RefSeq and is marked provisional. Gene Ontology annotation, molecular function: zinc ion binding; cytidine deaminase activity. NCBI's taxonomy places the organism in Eukaryota, Fungi, Ascomycota, Saccharomycetes, Saccharomycetales, Saccharomycetaceae. The transcript has a single exon. Gene Ontology annotation, cellular component: cytosol. The coding region runs from base 1 to 420 and encodes 139 amino acids.